AUGCGAGAGGAUGAAACUAUUGUUAAGUAUUCUGACAAGAUUCCUUUUAUUGUUAAUAAAACCAGGUUGCUUGGCGAGGAUUUCAAAGAUGGCAGAAUAGUAGAAAAAAUUCUUCUGACAAUUUCAGAGAGAUUCGAAUCUAAAAUCUCAUCUCUUGAAGAGUGUAAAGAUCUCUCUAUUAUUUCUGUUGAAGAACUAAUAAGUGCUCUUCAAGCACAAGAGCAGAGAAGAGCCUUCAGGCAAGAUAAUGUUACUGAGGGUGCCUUUAAUGCGCAAAACAGAAAAGAAAAAGUUGAUUGGAUAGAGGCUGGAUGCAUGAAGCAAUGUUCUCUAAAAUAUAUGUUGAGGGUGUCCAAUCUUUUAUGCAACUUGUUCGGUCUCACUUUGAUCGAAAUUCUAAAGUUCGAUGCUCGUGUCAAGAUUAUUUAA
Molecule: messenger RNA, 429 nt
Organism: Solanum verrucosum
Lineage: Eukaryota; Viridiplantae; Streptophyta; Magnoliopsida; Solanales; Solanaceae
Exons: 2
Coding region: 1-429 (142 amino acids)
Source: RefSeq, a predicted model, not a curated record